Lytechinus pictus (painted urchin) is the source of this 3800-nucleotide messenger RNA. RefSeq names its product phenazine biosynthesis-like domain-containing protein. NCBI's taxonomy places the organism in Eukaryota, Metazoa, Echinodermata, Echinoidea, Temnopleuroida, Toxopneustidae. The record is from RefSeq and is a predicted model, not a curated record. Gene Ontology annotation, molecular function: isomerase activity. Gene Ontology annotation, biological process: biosynthetic process. The transcript is spliced from 9 exons. Gene Ontology annotation, cellular component: cytoplasm. The coding region runs from base 104 to 1006 and encodes 300 amino acids.
AUUGCUGAGGGACGGUAGCAGAAGACCACUCGUGCUUGUAUUGUAAUCCUCUCUAAAAAAUAUUAAUUUUUACUGAUAUUCGGGUGACAUCUAUACGCUCAAGAUGGCAGACGGAAGCGAACAAAAGUCUUUACCAAUUUACACUGUUGAUGCCUUUGCAAGUGCUCCAUUUACGGGGAAUUCUGCUGCGGUGUGUCCUAUUUCAAGCGCCGAAGAGGACAUCCCAGAUGAUCUGAAAUACCAAAUUGCCAUGGAGAUGAAUAUAUCUGAGACAGCAUUUGUUCAUCCAGCUAAGUCUGGAGAGACAUUCCAAAAUGCUUCUGAAUUCAACCUGCGCUGGUUCACCCCUACCAACGAGGUCAAGCUUUGUGGACAUGCUACCAUGGCAACAGCUACGACCAUCUUCAGAGCAUUAGGAAACGAAGGAAGUGAGCUUCGGUUCAACACUCUGAGUGGUCAGUUGGUUGCUAAGAGAGAUGGUCAGCUAAUCACAUUGAAUCUUCCGGUCAACCCGUGCGGUCCAAAGGUUCCCGAAAAUCUUGAUGGUUUAAUUCAGGAGGUUAUCAGUGAUUUACCUGUCCAAGAUAUCAAGUAUUCACCAGGUUCUAAUAAAUUACUACUCAGACUGAAAGAUGACAUAAGAAGAGCCUCACUUGAAGGAUUGACCCCAAAUAUUAGCAAGUUCAUGAGUCAUCACAAUACCGGGGAGGUCAAAGGGGUCAUCAUAACGGUGAAGGCUAAUGGAGAGGUUAACGAGGACGGGACUCCCUAUGACUUCUUCUCACGCUACUUUGCUCCUUGGAAUGGAAUACCAGAAGAUCCUGUUACAGGUGCAGCACACACGGUUCUAUCAGACUACUGGUCUAGGGUCCUUGGAAAGCAAGAACUAUUUGCUCGCCAGUGUUCUAAGCGAGGGGGCGACGUGCGAAUCCGACUCCUUGGAGAUAACAGAGUAGAGCUUGCCGGUAAAGCAGCGCUCGUCAUCCAAGGCAAAAUAAACAUCUAAAGGCAAAGAGAGCAGCAGACAAUUAGAUCAAGAGUGAGCAAGAGAGGUAGUUUGGAGAUACCAACCCCUCCCCUAUUCUGCAGGCACAGACCUUUGGUUUUUGCAUAGUGCAUCAUGCAGUGUCUGAAGUAGUGAGACAAGAUUCACUAUCUACUCUGGCUGGCUAUAUCUAGACAUGGUAUAAAUUGUUCAAGUGUCAGAUUUGGGUCUGCGCUUGCAGACUACCCCUCUUCUGAUUCCAUGACAUUUUCUCCGGCAAUAAUUGCUCCGGCAACAAUGGGAAAUCUGCGCGUUAAGCCAAACAUAAAACCUAACCUCCAAAACUAAAUAAACCAUAAUCCUUAUCUUUACAUUAUCCUGAAACAAAUACUCUAUUACAAUUCUAUCUCUAACCCUAUGCCUUCUGAGAUAUUACGGCCGGAGCAAAUGUCGCAGGAGAAAAUGUAGCGUCACCCCUCUCCCACCCCUUUCCAUACAAUGCCUCUGGAUCAAUGAUUGAUAACUACUAGCAUCAUCAUCAUUAAUUUUAUGCCGUAUGACAUGUCCAUUAUAGCAAAAGUCUAUCAUUUCCAUUCUUUCCUAUCUUGUGCUUUUGUUUUUGUUUCCUGGGCUCUGUCUUACAAAGAGUUACGAUUGAUCCAAUCAAUCUCAACUGUAUGGAUCUCCAUCCAUACCUUAAUUAUUUCUGCAAGUAAUUUGCACAAUCUCCUUAGUAAACAAAGAGAAUCACACAUUUCCAAGAGAACGAUGUACAUUAUGUAUGAAUAUACAUCCUAUUUAGAAAAUACUUGAAACAAAUUUGCAUUUUAGAUGUUGACGUUGCAGCCAUCCAUAGUUGUGAUUGAUUGGAUCGAUAACAACUCUUUGUAAGACGGGGCCUUGGUUGGUGUUUCCAUUCCUGAUCAUGUCCAACAUCUAUGUUCUUUGGCCUUCACACAUUCUUUUCCCAUCCACCCUACCCUCGACCAUGUCAUGCAUCGUGUUGUCAUGUCUCAGUAUGUGACCAGUCUAUUUUCUGUGUCUGUCUUUAAUUGUGUUCGCAAUGCUUUGCGUUUUUCCUGCUACAAUAGCACGUCUUCAUUUGACAGCAUAGGGAUGUUCUAUUUUAUGAAAAUUUAAAAACUGAGUUAAAAUAAUUCCAAGGAUGGAUUAUCAAACUUAACUCUUUGCACACUGAAUUAAUUUUUUGGGGGGAUGAAAAUGACAAUCGUUUCCAUGUUAUUUUCUUUAAUUCAAGAUAUCCAUUAUAAAGAUGUUAUCCUAUUGCCUUUUAUUAGCUUAUCUAAUUUGAUGGUAGGGGAGAAAACUAAUUAUUACGAUUGUUGAAUUUAAUUUUACGAAUGUGCAAGAUUGCAACAUCAGGGCGCAAAGGGUUUAUAAAGUUAUUGAGAAAAAUUUUCAUAAGUACAGCUACUUUCGUUCUUAUCCAGUUUACUCUGCCUGUAGUACUGAAGAUUCUUGCAGAUUUGAAAGGACUGUGUCACUUUCCAGUUAAAAAUUAAUUAUUACAAAAUCAGUUGGGGGCAAAUACAGUAUAGAUUAAAUUUCAUGUGUUAUUAAAGUGCCUACUUUUCUCUUUAAUAGGCAUGUAAUACUAAUAUCAAGAAGAUUAUGAAUUGUGAUUAGUGUAAAAGCUAUAUAACUGCUGAUGUACAAAGAAAUCAAACUGAAAUAAUGUCUAUUUUUAUGUACUUUAUUGUCACUUUGUGUUGCUUUAUUGUCUAUCGAAAAUGUCAUCGUGUAUUAAAAGAGUCUAUGAAGAUAACAAAGCAGUAUGAUUUGUGAAACGUGUAUUUAUUAAUUUUUCCCAAAAUUUCUGUUCUCAAUGAGGGUUGUACAUCAUUCAUGAAAAAAAUUGUAAAGAAAAAAAAGAUGUUUUUAAUAGGAUUAAAUUCAGUUGUGAUACUAAGAAUUCUGGAUGAAAGAUAUAUAAAAAUUACCUCUGAACAGUUUGAUCAAUUUUUGUUUAGGUUUCUAAAAUAAGCUCAUUCCAAUUCGAGAUUCUCUCUAGAAUAUGAUUUUCAUGGAAGAUGUACAGAGAGUAUUACCGGUACUUGUAAAACCGGUUUGUGUCUAUAUAUGCAGGGUGGUGUUGGGGUGUUUUCAUGGGGGGGGGGGUAAGAUGAGGUAGACUCGAGACAUAUUCCAUUUAAGUAAUAGAGGUAUUUCAGUUACGUGACCCAUAUCUCUACUUUUUGUCCUCUUUCUUCCAUAUUCUUUCUCUUUUAAAAAAUUCUCUUCGUCCUUUUUAUUUUUUCACUACUUGAAAAUUUAUCAUGGCAAUAGUUAUUUUAUUUCCCCCGCUCUCAGAUUUUGUUGUGGAAACUAUUUUUUUUAAGAUGUGGUGUAUAAGCCCAAUGCAACAAAAUGAAUCGAGGGAUAUAAAUGAGAUAUUUUAACACUUCAGCAAAAUGAGUAAAAUGAUAAAACUAAAUAAAGAGCAAAAUAUUAAAUUAUAACUACCGGAUACUUAUCUUCAAAACAGACCAUCCGUCAUUUUAAUAUGUAUCUACUUUCUCAACCUUCACAUUUAUUCUCAAGUGAUAAAAUUGUGACAUGAAAUAUUAUUCAACCCCUGACAGUCAUAUUGAUUACAUAGCCAUUUUAUAAGGAAACUUAUUUUUAGCACUUAGUAAAGAGGAGGGUCAAAUUGCUGUUUCUUGUUCUCACAAAAAAUGCUCAUGUGUGCAGGAAUGAUGAUUGAUCUUUUGCUUAUGAACUUUACAGAUAUUGCUUGAAUAAACAGCCUCUCUUGGUGUGGUUGCCUGUUUACGUCAGUAAAGGCAUGGUUUGC